Coccinella septempunctata (seven-spotted ladybird) is the source of this 2094-nucleotide messenger RNA. RefSeq lists its product as uncharacterized. Gene Ontology annotation, molecular function: zinc ion binding. NCBI's taxonomy places the organism in Eukaryota, Metazoa, Arthropoda, Insecta, Coleoptera, Coccinellidae. The record is from RefSeq and is a predicted model, not a curated record. The transcript has 5 exons. Bases 186 to 1823 code for a protein of 545 amino acids.
GUGAUAUUUUAUUUUAGUGUAAAAGUUUAAUUGGUAUUAAAUUAUUUGAAUAGAAAUAAACGCAUUCUUCGCUUUAUCUGCCAGCAGUGCCAUCGCUGCGCCCCUCAAGAGUAUUCUAAUUUAAUGUACUCAACCAAAUGUUUGUAGUUUUGAAGACUAGAAUUAGCAUUUAGAAGCUAUUAGAAAUGGAGCAUGAUACGUACUGCCAUGAAUGUAAAAGAGAAUACAGUGGAGUCAGCAAUCUGAGGAGACACAUAAAAAAAUUCCAUCCAGACAUUCCACCCCCAUAUCAGGAAAAGAAAGAUUAUCCUUUUACUUGUGAAGAAUGCGGCAAAAAUUUCAGUUAUAUGAGAAACUUCAAGAGCCAUAGGAAAUCACACCUACCCCCUGAUCAAGUUGUCGAAUACAAUAAAGCGAAAAUUAAAAAAAAGUGUCCAAUUUGCGAAUACUCAGAUUGGGAUAGAAGGGGGUUAUUUCAUCAUUUCCGAGAAGAACAUGAAAUUAUAAUACUUCCAGAGCAUAAAGACUUUAAAGAUUUUGAUGCUUUUCUUGAAUGGAAGAAGCUGUAUGAGAAUGAAAACAAGAGUCUUUUCAUUAAGAGACACGAAGCAAGUACAGCUAAAUAUGAGAGUACCAUGAUUUAUAGAUGUCACCGAUCAGGCUAUUAUCAACCUAGAGGAAAGAAUAUAAGGAGAUUGAAAACCCAAGGGAGUUGCAAGAUUGAUGGUUACUGCCCAGCAACUAUUAAGGCUAUGAAAUCUAAAAAUGGAGGUGUGAAAGUUAUGUUGUUCGGAACUCAUGUAGGCCAUAAUGAGGAUCUACCACCACUAGCAGUAUCCAAACAAGAAAAACGGGAAAUGAAGACCAAUAGCAAACUGAAAAGUAUUCGUUUACGCCAUAAAACAAGUUUGUCUCUUCAAAGGGACCUUGUUGUGAAGACUAAUCAAGGCUGGUUGUUCCCAUCUUGUAAAAGUGGAGAGGUUUACUGCAUCACAGUAAACGAUGCUGAGUGCCAAUGCGAACUUAACUGUUCAGAAUGUAAUGUUUGUAUUCACAGGUACUCAUGUACUUGUUCUGAUUCCACAAAGAAAGGCAACAUGUGCAAACACGUUCAUCUGUUAUGCCAACCUUUGAAGGGUGAAGAAGAAAUAUUGCAACAGGAACAGUUGCAGCAGGAUCAGCUGCAGGAACAACUGAAAUCUGAUCAGUUGAACGAACAGUACCACGAUCAAUUACAGCACGAACAACUGACACAUGAACAUCUUCAAACGGAGCAACUCCAACAUGAACAAUUGCAACAUGAGCAACUGCAGCAUGAGCAUCUUCAACACGACCAGCUGCAACAGCAUGAGCAGCUUCAACAUGAACACCUUCAGCAUGAACAACUGCAACACGAACAGUUGCAGACUCAGCAUCAUUCCGGGCAUUCAGAUGACGAGCUCAUUAUUUAUGAAGGCCUUCAUCCCGAAGAUGACGCAGAUAUGCAAGAGCUAGCUGACCAUCAUCAACAUAUCCAAAACAUGUUGGAGGACCGCAAACAGUCGAUCCUCAAUAAGUUGAACGAUGUCUUGCAACGCUGCAACAAUGAGAAUCUUCUGAGGGAGAUUGAGAUGUAUGUGAUUCAGCUAGAUGCCAGAGUGGAAUGUGGAGUCUUGCCUGUUCCGCCACUGGUGCCCCUUCCCAAUACUCCAGUUGCGGUGGCCGUUGCAACUCCGCUGUUGGAAAUUACCUCGCCUAAGAGACAAAGGACGGUGCUCACAGAAUUAAAGCAGUCGAAGCCUAUCGUUAGGUUCCAGGCCAAUGAUUUGUUCCGGCAUUUAUAGUUCAGGAUAAUUCCAGGGGAGGUACAAGUUACUUCUGAACUGGAUGAUUGUACAGAAUAAGCUUGUAAGUUGUAAGAUUCAAUUGUGGCAGUGAAAUUCAGUGUGAAGCAUGAUUGUUGUAUAGACAUUUUGGUGUAUCAAAGUAAUAUUGUACACGUCUUUUACCUAUGUAACAGAAAACGUUUGAUCACUUAGAGUAAGGAAAACCUCACAUGUAUUUAAAUGAAGAUAUUUUAGAAUCAAACAGUAAAUAUAUUUUUAUUUUAAAAAA